AUGAAACUUCUGACACCCUCUCUCCUCAUUCUCCCCACCCUCCUAGCCAGCACAGUCCACAGUGCCCCGGAACCUCUCUCCGACACCGACACCGCCAACUGGUCCGCCCUCGCCCAAGCCCUAAAACCGUACACCAUCACCAUCCCCACCAAAACCGCCUCCCUGAAUCUCGAAAGCAUCUCACCCCCACCACACUCCGUAAUCCAUCAAGUGAUUACAGCUGUUCCGCCAACCGCUCUCACGCAGUUAUUUGUGCCCGCGAAACGCAAUGCCUUGGCGAGUGAGUUCAAGGCGGGGAAUACGCCCCAGUGGUAUGAGGCGCUACCGACGGAUGUGAAGAGUUAUAUUUCGGUGGUGAAGAGGGAGAUUGAGACAGGGACGGGGACUGGGGGGUAG
This is a messenger RNA of Aspergillus sclerotioniger CBS 115572, 396 nucleotides long. RefSeq lists its product as uncharacterized. NCBI's taxonomy places the organism in Eukaryota, Fungi, Ascomycota, Eurotiomycetes, Eurotiales, Aspergillaceae. The transcript is spliced from 2 exons. The record is from RefSeq and is a predicted model, not a curated record. Bases 1 to 396 code for a protein of 131 amino acids.